UAUCACUACACCACCGUGCUAUCAGUUAUCAGUUAGUUGUAGUUAGUUACGAAUUGUCAUUUGAUUUUACCAUGAUUUUAUUGUCAUGUGAGGACGUAAAAGCAUUUUUAAUGAGCUUCACUGUCCCUUAGACUUGAUAGUUUUAUGGCUCAAGUGGAAAUCGGUGGAGCGACGAUGUCAGCCGAUCUAAUAAACACUCAUUUGCACGUGGGUCUGUGUUGAUUUUCAAUGUUUCAGCUUCAGCAUUGGCGUCUGGCACGGAUUUCACCAAACGUUUUAUCAACAACUAUUUUACCAAGUAUCUGGUCGACGUAUCCCAUUAUGGCAAUCUCUAAAAGUGCUGUAAGAUCAGCAGUAAUCGCAGGCAGUUGCGCUGCUGGAGGAAGUGUGUGUGGUAAACUCUCAGGGAUGGUAUUUUUCCCUGGCUCUUCGCAGUCUUUGAACUACAUGGUCCAGCUAUGUUUUCUUGGAAUGAUGCUUCUCUGUAACGCUUUUGUCUGGAAAUUUUACGCCACAGCCUUGCAAUCAUGCAGCUCAUCUUUGCCACCAACCCUUAUUAGCACAGCAUCCAAUUAUAUAAUCUCGGCUUUGAGUGGAUGCAUGUUAUUUGGAGAGACAACAUCCCUCCUUUGGUGGAGUGGUUCUGCCCUCAUUUUCAUCGGUCUAGGUCUCGUGACAACCUCAAGAGACUCAUCAAAAUCACAACAAUCAAAGAAAGAAAGUGAAAAAAAAUAGCCGCGUGAUUUUAUCUGAAUUUGUACAAAAAGUAAGUUCAGAAAUCAUCACUACUGUAUUUUCCAAACCUUAUCUUUUGAAGAGUUUCAAUUAUAUUUUUGCUCUGAAAAUCUGGAUGCUAAUAUUGUCUUUCAAUGGAAGGAGGCAAUAAAUGACAUCAAAACAAUACUGUCCCUCCUCUAUGGAACUGAGCAGUGGUAAGGAAUUUUUGCAGGGUAUUAUUUUAAUUUUCUUUGCAUAAAAGUUUGAGAAAAAAUCAAAAAGCUCUCUAAAAAGUUAAAACUGGGGAGCGAGAAAGUAAAAAUCAUUAUAGGAAGAUAAGGUAUUUUCUGAAAGGCAGAACCGCCUUAGAAAAAAACAAGAGCAAGUCGUUACCCAAUGUGUAACAGAGAAUUUGCUUAAAGUUUUUCGGUUUGUGACCCAACUUGCAAUACAACUUCCAACUUACUGAUCUUACAUGUAUACUCCAGUGUAUUACACAUGAAUAUCCAAAAGUUGAAAUAUGUACUUUUAAUAAAAAAAAUUUGCUAUUUUUCUAAA
Bemisia tabaci is the source of this 1275-nucleotide messenger RNA. The record is from RefSeq and is a predicted model, not a curated record. Lineage: Eukaryota; Metazoa; Arthropoda; Insecta; Hemiptera; Aleyrodidae.